Trichoderma atroviride IMI 206040 is the source of this 735-nucleotide messenger RNA. RefSeq lists its product as uncharacterized. The record is from RefSeq and is a predicted model, not a curated record. NCBI's taxonomy places the organism in Eukaryota, Fungi, Ascomycota, Sordariomycetes, Hypocreales, Hypocreaceae.
AUGUCAAAACACGCUCCUCCUCCCGGCGCCAAAAGUAUCAACGAAAUCCUUGACGAAGCCCGUUCUCAUCUCAUCCGCAUUGACCCCGCUCAACUUCUCACAGAGUUGCAAACUCCCGCCUCCCACGGCCCAACACAUGUUAUAGACAUUCGGCCUGCUGCUCAACGCGAGCGAGAAGGUGCUUUUGCAUUCCCCAGCACACUUGAUACAUCUGCUGCGAAACACACAGUCAGCAUCAUCGAGCGCAACGUGCUGGAGUGGCGACUAGACCCGCAAAACGACUCCCGGAUCAAGGAGCUUGUGGAUGAGUUUGGCUACGAUACGCGGGUAGUCAUUACAUGCUCAGAGGGUUACACCAGUUCUCUGGCAGCUAGAGAGCUACAGAAGCUGGGCUUAUCCAGAGCGACGGAUUUAAAUGGGGGCUAUUGGGCGUGGAAGCGGCAUUUGGAGGGUCAAGCAAGCAGCUAAGCUUUCUACACAGGGAUGUGUUGUAGCGGGCGAAAAGAUGGACGCAUUGCUUUUCUGAAGAAUUGGAAGUUUGUAACAAUCGGUCACUAUCGCGAGUUUUAUUAUAAAGAACAAUACUAAGACUUGGCUGACCAGUGUUGGAAUGAAAGAGCUUUAUUAUGCUUCUGAAAAUUUACUUCAUGGGAAUUGUUGGAAGCUUCCACAAGAGGGGUUCAAGAAGUCAUCAAAGCAUAUUUUUACAAUAUAUUUAAACAUAUAUUGUGCCGA